Messenger RNA from Trichomonas vaginalis G3, 618 nucleotides. RefSeq lists its product as uncharacterized. The transcript has a single exon. The record is from RefSeq and is a predicted model, not a curated record. The annotation marks the transcript as partial. NCBI's taxonomy places the organism in Eukaryota, Parabasalia, Trichomonadida, Trichomonadidae.
CAUAUAGAUUAUAUAUCUGAAGGGAAACGAAAAAUGUGGGAAGAAAUUGAGCUAAUACAAGUUGACCUUUCAUCUUCUCUACAGACUGCGUUAAAAAAUAUAGAAGAUAAAAUAAAUUCAUGUUAUGCAAAAUAUGCUGAUGAAUAUGCAAAUACCGAGAGCACACUUUAUGUGAGAAUUGUAUAUGACAAACAAAAUUCACAAGUGUCAUUUCAAAUCUACGAAGACAAUCCAAAGAAAGACGAACAAAUAUAUACAGAAUUCACUGCAAUGUCAUGGUAUUAUUUGCAAAGAAUGUUAAAUCAGAAAGUCGAACUUCCUUUAGCAAAUAUUUACAGUCGAUAUGCAAGAGAUGAACCAUAUUUAUUUAAAGAUGUUUUCGACCCAGCUGCUAUUAUUGUUCAUGCUUCAUUUUCUGGCGCCCAAAACUCUUUCUUAUGCUUGGCAAAUGACUUUUACGAAAAACCUACAAAGUUAUACGAACCACCAAGUGGAAGUAUUUCAGACUUUCAAGUAUGGUUUACUACAGAUGGAAGAAAAAGAAUAAUUCCAUUAUACCAUGCGUUUUACUUAGAACUUAGUUUCAUAUACAACUACUAUCGAACGAUAAAAAUAUAA